This is a messenger RNA of Quercus robur (English oak), 1853 nucleotides long. Its product is annotated as elongator complex protein 3. Gene Ontology annotation, molecular function: iron-sulfur cluster binding; acyltransferase activity, transferring groups other than amino-acyl groups. Gene Ontology annotation, biological process: tRNA wobble base 5-methoxycarbonylmethyl-2-thiouridinylation. Gene Ontology annotation, cellular component: nucleus; elongator holoenzyme complex; cytoplasm. Bases 73 to 1764 code for a protein of 563 amino acids. The record is from RefSeq and is a predicted model, not a curated record. Lineage: Eukaryota; Viridiplantae; Streptophyta; Magnoliopsida; Fagales; Fagaceae. The transcript is spliced from 9 exons.
ACCAGUCAAAACGUCAUCGUCUUAAGACAUAUAGUACGCAUUUCGCGUUCCCUCUUUCUCUUCUCUCUCCCUAUGGCGACCGCGAUGGUAGCCGAGCCAAGGAAGGUGCCGAAACCGGGUCGGGGCGGCUUCGAAGCCCACGGACUAUCCGAAGAAGAAGCCCGGGUCCGAGCCAUAGCAGAGAUCGUGAACUCCAUGGUAGACCUAUCACGCAAAGGCGAGAACGUGGACCUCAACGCACUCAAAUCCGCCGCGUGCCGAAAGUACGGCCUCUCACGCGCCCCCAAGCUCGUGGAGAUGAUCGCCGCGGUUCCCGACUCGGAGCGCGACUCGUUGCUCCCGAAACUCCGUGCCAAACCGGUCCGAACCGCUUCCGGAAUCGCCGUCGUGGCCGUCAUGUCGAAGCCUCACCGGUGUCCUCACAUCGCCACCACCGGGAAUAUCUGCGUGUACUGCCCCGGUGGGCCCGACUCGGACUUUGAGUAUAGUACGCAGUCUUAUACUGGAUACGAGCCUACUAGUAUGAGAGCUAUUAGGGCAAGAUAUAACCCCUAUGUCCAGGCUAGAAGCAGAAUUGAUCAGCUUAAGCGUCUGGGUCACAGUGUAGAUAAGGUUGAGUUCAUCUUGAUGGGUGGCACUUUCAUGUCACUGCCAGCAGAUUAUCGCGAUUACUUUAUACGGAAUCUGCAUGAUGCUUUAUCAGGACACACUUCAGCCAAUGUUGAAGAGGCAGUUGCAUACUCUGAGCAUGGUGCCACAAAGUGCAUCGGCAUGACCAUUGAAACGAGGCCAGAUUAUUGCCUUGGACCUCACUUGCGGCAAAUGCUUUUGUACGGUUGUACACGAUUGGAGAUUGGAGUCCAGAGCACAUAUGAGGAUGUUGCUCGUGACACAAAUAGAGGCCAUACAGUAGCUGCUGUGGCUGAUUGUUUUUGCUUGGCAAAGGAUGCUGGUUUUAAGGUUGUUGCGCACAUGAUGCCUGAUCUUCCAAAUGUGGGGGUUGAGAGGGACAUGGAAAGUUUCCGGGAGUUCUUUGAGAGCCCUUUAUUCAGAGCAGAUGGACUUAAAAUUUAUCCUACACUUGUAAUUCGUGGAACAGGGCUUUAUGAACUUUGGAAAACUGGCAGGUAUAGAAAUUAUCCACCUGAGCAACUUGUGGACAUUGUAGCUAGGAUACUAGCCAUGGUACCACCAUGGACACGUGUUUAUAGAGUUCAGCGGGAUAUUCCCAUGCCUUUGGUUACUUCUGGGGUAGAAAAAGGAAAUCUUCGGGAGCUAGCAUUAGCUAGAAUGGAAGACCUGGGUUUGAAAUGUCGUGAUGUUCGAACACGAGAAGCUGGAAUUCAGGAUAUUCACAACAAAAUUAGGCCAGAAGAAGUUGAACUUGUCCGUCGUGAUUAUAUGGCAAAUGAAGGUUGGGAAACAUUUCUCUCAUAUGAAGAUACACGCCAGGAUAUUCUUGUUGGAUUGUUGCGGCUGCGGAAAUGUGGCAGGAACACUACUUGCCCAGAACUCAUGGGGAAGUGUUCUAUUGUUCGUGAACUCCAUGUUUAUGGUACUGCUGUUCCAGUUCAUGGCCGGGAUGCUGACAAGCUACAACACCAGGGAUACGGUACCCUUUUGAUGGAGGAGGCAGAGCGGAUUGCACUCAGGGAGCAUAGAUCAACAAAAAUAGCCGUCAUUUCAGGUGUAGGAACACGACAUUACUAUAGGAAAUUGGGCUAUGAGCUUGAAGGGCCUUACAUGGUGAAAUCUCUUGCCUGACAAGAUUUAUCAUGCAAUGUAACAAAAUUUUGUAUCCUAUGUUUAGAAUUAGUAUUAAUUUAUUCAUGCAAUUGUGUGAGUAUGCUCAA